Molecule: messenger RNA, 4095 nt
Organism: Porites evermanni
Lineage: Eukaryota; Metazoa; Cnidaria; Anthozoa; Scleractinia; Poritidae
Source: the annotation of a GenBank genome assembly
AUGUUCGUCGAAGAAGCAGACGCAAAUACAGCGGAGCAAGACGAUGUGGUUUCCAACAUCAAAACGAAUCUGACCUGUCAAAGUUGCGACAAACUGUUCUUGGAUCCGCGAAUUCUGCCUUGCCUGCAUACAUUCUGUUGCCAGUGUAUUGAAUCCUUUGUGCGAAACCGACCCAUGCAGGACAAAAUACUCAAAUGUCCGACUUGUCAACUGGAAACGGGGCUGGAUAGUCGCUCCGCCGUGAGAAAGCUUCCCGCGAAUUCUCUUCUUGUUUCACUUCUUGAUUUGCUGCUUAUUCAACAAGGUGAAACUGUUAGGUGCGACAUCUGCGACGAUAGCGAGGAGGCAUCAGCUCGUGUCCGUUGUAAGGAAUGUUCGGUUUACUUGUGCGAGCUCCACGAGGAGGCUCACAAGAGAGCGAGGGAUACAAAACAACAUGUGCUUCUCUCAUUGGGUAAGUUAAAGUUUUCCCUCUCAACUAGAAUGACAAUUUACCUAUUUUGGCAAAAUUACAUACUGCAUGAAAUAAUAAAACAAGAACAAUACAGGCAAAACAAAGAAACAAAAUUUGGAAUCCGAUCCUGUUUUAAACGAACUGCACUUUAGUGGUCAAAUACUUUUAACAAGGAACAAAAUUCAAUUCGUGAAGAGCGUUUCACAACAAUUUUGCCUAAGACCUAGUCCUCAUUUUACCGCGCGGCCUAUUCGUUGUGAGUCACGUGGUCCGAGCGAUCGUCUUGUAUUCUUCGAUUUGAGGGUCUUGAGAAACCCCGUAUGGAACUACAUGUAAUUAUAGAUAGAGGCAAUUAAAAGUACAAUUAUGACGCUGCGGGGAGGGGUUGGGGGUGGUGGGACGUAGAAAGCACCAGGGGGCACUGCAACGUCUUUUCUGGGACAGUCAAAAUUCACCAGCCAGAAUUAAACCGAAAGCUCAAGGAUCCGAGACUGGUGAUAAUCCGCACUAUCUAGUGUGCCACUUGUCUUGAUCAACUGCAAUUUAUUCAACAGAUCACUUGAAAAGCAUGUCUCUCAGAGAACUUAACCGCCCGACUUACUGCUCAGCCCACACGGAUGAGAAACUAGCUCUAUUCUGCGACACCUGCAAUGUGAGUAUCUGCCGUAACUGCGCCCUUGGCGAUCAUAAACAACACGACACUCAGUUCCUUGAGGACGCCUACUCCAAACUUCGACCACGACUUUCAGAGCUGCUUGACCAAACAAAGAGUGUUUGCAUCAAGGUGGAAAAUGCCAUUCCCAUGUUGGAUUGGAUGUUAGCACGAGUCAACUUGAAGGCUGAUGGUGUCUUGAGAGAUAUUGAAGAGAGCAUCAGUGCGAAGAUUAAAGCUUUAGAACAACGUAGAAAGGAGCUACGAUCCACGGUGGAACUGAUCAGGAUAAACAGAAAAACUAUUUUGGAAAUGCAGAAGAAAAAACUAGAGGCAUCCCGGGAUACAUUGCGCGUGUCAUGUCACUUUGUCAAGAGAGUCCUAGAGGAAGGUAAUAUUGAGAUACGUUUUAGAUUUUUAUCCCAAGGGCACUCACGAGCGUACAUGGGACCUUCUCAACUUGUGCCUUUGAUUUUCGAAUGUUUUUUUUUGAGUAAAGAAUAAACUGAUCCCUCUUUAAGUUAGCAAGCUACGCGAUUUCAUCCAGGCUCAGUUCUUGAUUUUUCCGGCCUCUCCCAGCCUACCUACGACACAAAGACUGUCUCUGCAGAAGAGAGCUAAGAGGGCAUUUUAAUUACAACGCAAUCUCAAGUUUAUGUGUAACAAACUAAUUUGAGAAUUACUCGGCACGAAAUCAGUUCUUAUUGAUAGUUCGCUUUACUGAAAUUGAUUUUCCUCAGUAUCUUCUUAUGCUCAACCGAGUUUCUCUUGAUUUAUUCCUACCGAUCAGGUGAUUCAAUUUAUCUUCUGUCAGCAAAAGAUCUCAUGUCUGACAGACUAAAAUCUCUUGCAACUCAACAUUACGAGCUGCAACCCCGGGAAGACCAUUCGAUGAGGUUCCUUGCGGAUGACCAGACACUGCAUAACAUGAUAGACUCGUUUGGUUCCAUAGAAGCAUCAUACGCUCAUUAUGCUACCUCUUCGGCAGAAGGGCGUGGCCUUCAACAAGCGGCUGUCAACCAGUUGGCUCAUUUUACGGUUGUAACCAGGUGUGUAAAGAUACAUCCUUUUCUUGCCGAUUGAUCAUUGGCAAAGUUAAGCGAAAUUCUAAUACCGACCGGUUCUGAUGCCGAGAAAUUCUGAAGAGAAGCGAUUAAUGUUGAAUGUGUUAAUCACGUGUUACCAGUUGUUCAAAAAGUGGAUAACGCUAGCCACUGGUUAAAUUUUGCAAAUAGAAUUCCACUAUUAAUCAGGACUGCACAGCCACAUCAGUCUAAGACCUAAAUAGUAUGCACAGCAAAAAUGAGUUUUAGCCAAAAUUUCGAGAAGGAAUAAAGAUUUUAUUGUUCACUGUGACUUUUGAAAAGCGCCUUUAUAUUCUGGCGAGGAUGAAAUUUUUGUUCAAAAGAUGAUAUUAACGCAAACAUUUUUUCAGGGACAGAAAAGGAAAGCCAAUCGCAUGUGAAAAUGGUGAAGUAAAUGUUCAGAUUCAAGCUCCGGAUGACACCAUCAUCGUUGGUGAUGUAAUCGCACAGAAUGCUGGGAGACACAGCGUCACUUACAGUCCGUCCUUACCGGGCCUCCAUCUCAUUCAAGUCACCAUCCGGGGAUUUCCAGUAAACGAAAGCCCUUUUGCUGUGCACGUGCCUUGCGAAGCACGUGAGUACAAAGACAUAAAGGAACCGACGUUGGUGAUAGGAAGCUCUGGGGAAAAACCCGGACAGUUAAAAGGAGCAAGGGGAAUCGCUGUGGAUAAAGAGAACAGGAUAAUCGUAUGCGACAGGAACAAUUUUCGCGUUCAAGUGUUUGAUUCUUCUGGCGUGUUUUUGUUUAGUUUUGGAAAGAAAGGUGACGGAAAAAAUGAAUUCAAGGGUCGUCCUUUGAGUGUCGCAGUGAGCAAAGAUGGAAAGAUUUACGUGUGUGAUUGGGGCCGAUCGUCAGUACUGAUGUUCGACUCUAAAGGAGAGUAUCUAGGAGAAUUGAAACCUCCCGAGGGAGUCUCACAGACCGAUGGAAGGCUUAACCAUGUUGUUGUUGAUGAGGAAGGGGGUGUCUACGUUGCUGAUUGUGAUAACCGAGUUAUCUACCUGUUUAGUAGCUCCGCAGAGUAUUUGUCACAUUUCAAAGUCGGCACUUUGGACGAUGACGAUGGUCUUCAACGAAAAAUGUCCGGUAUUGCUGUAAACAGCAAAGGUAAGUGAAAGAAUGAGAAUACAGUACCUUUUUUCCGAGCACCUGUUCUCAGUUACGAACCUUGCGACUGGAGCCAAGGAGACUCUUCCUGACCCCGAACUUCCGGACUAGUCAAUCCUGUUUUCUCUCGUCAAACUAGUUUUCCUUGUCCGAGCAUCCGUUUACUGACAAAUUGAUGGUCAUAACGAAGGGGAAUUUCGGGGACGCGCGUGCAGAAGGAGAGAAAAGAAUUAGAUGAGAGAAUUUGGUCUUUGCUGAUCAUUGUAUCAAUUCUCAUAACUUUUUCUCUUGAUGAUGUAUUGAUGUUGAUUUGAAAAAAAUUGAUGUUAGUCACUCUUGGGUCUGAGAGUUCAUAGGACACUGAACUAAGAGGUCAGAUAAGAUGGAAAUGAUGUCUUGUACUGCAAUGCUGCUAAUGAAAACUUAUUAUACAAGUAUCCAUAAAUAAAAUUCACUUAUUAUUAGCUUUCUUUUGUCUUUAGGCGAGAUCGUGGUUUCAAUGGCCAAAGAUGCCGGAUUUAAAGUGUUUAAAAGGGACGGCAGCAUGGUUCGAAACAUCGCACUUCCCUUUACGGAGCUUAACUUGCUCACCCCAGAAGCCAUUGCUGUUGAUGGCAAUGACAACAUUCUGUUGGUUGACAGUAUGAAGAACAGUCUACUAGUCUUCUCAGCGGAAGAUGGCCACCUGAUUGCGGAAUGUGCAAGAGAGGGUCUAUGUAAUCCAUGUGGAGUUGCGGUAGAUUUAAUGGGAAGAAUUAUUAUAGCUGAUGCUUCAAAUCAGAUUAAAGUUUUUUAG